Fundulus heteroclitus (mummichog) is the source of this 3163-nucleotide messenger RNA. RefSeq lists its product as uncharacterized. The transcript has 2 exons. Lineage: Eukaryota; Metazoa; Chordata; Actinopteri; Cyprinodontiformes; Fundulidae. The coding region runs from base 317 to 3163 and encodes 948 amino acids. The record is from RefSeq and is a predicted model, not a curated record. Gene Ontology annotation, molecular function: nucleic acid binding; aspartic-type endopeptidase activity; zinc ion binding. Gene Ontology annotation, biological process: proteolysis.
AGUGGACAGACUACAUGAGUGUUUAAGAGGAGCUGCAGUGCGGUACGUCUGCUCAUUACCAGAACGCACAAGGGAAGAUUAUGUUCUGCUGGUGGAGCAACUCGCUCAACGCUUUGGAAAAAAAGACCCCCCAACCACCAUAAGGAGGAAGCUUGGAGAACUCAGACAAGGGCGAGAAACAUCAGCUGAGUUCGCAGAGGAGGUGAGACGCCUUGUCACACUUGCGUAUUCAGGAGUAGACCUCCAAUUACAGGACCAGCUAGCAACUGAUGCUUUCCUCAAAGGCUUACGAAACCAAAAGGUGGCCUAUGAAGUAAUGAAUCGUGAUCCAAGUUCCCUUGUUGAGGCCCAAAAGUUGGUGGAGGCCCAUGAGCAUAACUUCAAAGCUACUGUAGGCCGUGACACUGAGAUAAAGAACAGAGCAAGACGCAUCUCGUGGGUUGACGAAGAAGACAGGUGUGAAGACACUGCUACAGUGUCCCGCAGGGUCCAGACCCCCCAGUAUGUUACAUCUGACCAGUUUGCUGCAUUAAUGGAACAAGUUAAGACUCUUGUUAACACGGUUGGAAAUCUACAGCUGCAGGUUGAAAGUCUCCAGCCUGGCAACACAAGAGCCCAACAGCCAAAAGCAGCCCAGAGCUUUGUACCAGAAAGAAAGCAAAGUUAUCAACAGGUGCAAAACACCAGAGGGCGCUCUCAAACACCAAGCCCAAAUCGUGGAGCAGCUGGCCCAUGUUUUAAAUGUGGAGAGACAGGACAUUUCAGAAAGGACUGUGUUAGGCCACCCAGCCCUGUGGCUGCAUGUAAUCAUAAUGAAAAGCCUACAGACCACAUGCUGCAGUCAGAUGGAGCCCCUAUCACAGAUCCCCAAUUACAAGGGCGGCAGAUUGGCUGCACCAAGAAGAGAGGUGAGAGUUUACAAGUUCCUCUGAUCAUAAAUGGCAUUUCAACACAAGCCGUGGCAGACACCGGAGCUCAAACAACUGUGAUAUCGGAAGAGCUAUACCAAAGUCUCCUGGAGAACAAAACAGCACCUGUAGACCUUCACCAGACCUACCUACUGAAUGCAGGAGUUGGAGAUGGCAUGAAAGCCAAACAUGGACUCACAGUGACCUUUCAAAUCGGAUCAAAGUCUUUCAACUGGGAUGUGCAUGUUGCUCCAAUAAGAGACUCUGUUCUCCUAGGAUUGGAUCUGAUGAAAGCCCAUGAUGUUGUCAUCUAUACACGUGGAAAGGUUUUUAUUGGAAGUGAACAGGUGCCCUCAAAAAUUGUGCGUGACAAUGGUUCAGACUACUGUGUAGCUAGAGUGACUCUUGGGGAAACCAUCAUCAUACCAGCUUCAUCUGAAUGUGUUGUGUGGGGGGAAGUGGAGGACCCAAAGCCGGAAGUUACAGCUGUGCUAGAGCCUGCAGACAUUGCAGAAAAUGUGGCCCUUGCAAGUGUCGUUGUCACAAUGAAAAAAAAGGUGCCAGUCAGGGUGUGCAAUUUUUCAACCAAGAGAACAGCUUUACCAAAAGGAGCAUGCCUUGGAGUCCUUGUUGAAGCUUUUCCUGAACCCACACUUGAACCGGAGCAAAGCACUGAGCCUAGUUGUGUGAAAGAGAAUGCAUCACCAUUGCUGGUAGGAAGAGUAGCAACAAUCUCUGAUAUUCCCGAGCACCUCCAAGGCUUGGUUGUUGCUACAAGUGAAGCUCUAACUGAAGGACAACAACAGCGGUUUAUUCAACUACUACUCUCAUACCAGUCCAUCUUUGCUAAAAGUGAGACUGAUCUUGGUUACAUGUCUGCUGUGACGCACAAGAUUGACACUGGGUCUGCUAAGCCUGUACGACAACCUGUCAGAAGAACCCCUCUGGGAUUUCAAGGUGAAGAGGAAGCACAUCUUAAAGCUAUGCUGGAAGCCGGAGUAAUCAUGCCAUCAGUUUCUGAAUGGGCUUCUCCAGUGGUCCUGGUACGCAAAAAAGAUGGAGGAGUAAGGUGGUGUGUAGAUUACCGCAGUCUGAAUAGUUUGACUAUCAAGGAUGCUUAUCCGCUACCCCAGAUUGAAGAAUGCCUUGAUGUUGUGGGUGGAGCUACCAUGUUCUCUACCCUUGACCUUCAGUCUGGUUACUGGCAGGUUGCAGUGGACAAUAACGAUCGUGAAAAGACGGCAUUCAUCACCAAAUGGGGCCUUUAUGAAUACACCCGAAUGCCAUUUGGACUCUGUAAUGCUCCAAGUACUUUUCAAAGGGCAAUGGAGCUUGUCCUUAGAGGCCUUCAAUGGGAAACCCUUCUCAUUUACCUGGAUGAUGUCAUUGUCGUUGGAAACGGAGUAGACCAAAGCUUAGAUCGUCUCGAGCAGGUUUUUCAACGGUUUCAGAGCCAUGGGCUCAAGCUAAAGCCAUCAAAAUGUCACCUGCUUCAAGAAGAAGUUCUCUUUCUCGGCCAUAUUGUGAGUGGAGAAGGAGUCAGACCGAAUCCAGCUCUUGUCAAAGAUGUACAGAUGUGGAAAUCCCCUGACAAUCUUCAAGAGUUACAAGCUUUCCUGGGGCUAUGUAACUACUAUCGCAAAUUUGUCCCACGUUUUGCAGAGCUGGCAAACCCCCUUCAUCAUCUUCUCAAAAAGGGGACGGUGUUUGUAUGGACAGAGGAACAUCAGGCUGCUUUUACUAAGCUCAAAGAGAGACUGACUACCGCACCUGUGCUGGGAUAUCCCCGUCCUGAAGGCAAGUUCAUUCUCGAUACUGAUGCCUCCAACAACAGUGUCGGUGCUGUCCUGUCACAGGUCCAGUGGGGAGAAGAGAGAGUUUUGGCCUAUGCCAGCUGUCAGCUUACACCAGCUCAACAAAGGUACUGUGUCACCCGUCGUGAAUUACUCGCUGUUGUGCGUUUCACACGCCAGUUCCGCCACUAUCUUUUAGGAAGAAAGUUCCUACUUCGGACUGACCAUGGCAGUCUCACCUGGCUUUUUCGGUUCAAGUGCCCUGAAGGACAGCUAGCUCGCUGGCUUGAGGAGUUGAGCCAGUACGACUUCCACAUUGAGCAUCGAGCCGUUGUAAAGGCACUCAAUGCUCGCUGUAUGGACACUGCUAAAACGCUGUCUGUGCCAGAGCGAGAGGCCAAAACAACGCAGUGUAUCGACCGCCAGCUGUGUCUGCAACUCACCUGUUGCCGGAGCAAGUAA